Molecule: messenger RNA, 2133 nt
Organism: Caenorhabditis auriculariae
Lineage: Eukaryota; Metazoa; Nematoda; Chromadorea; Rhabditida; Rhabditidae
Source: the annotation of a GenBank genome assembly
AUGGGUGCAUACAAGUAUAUGCAAGAGAUAUGGCGCAAGAAGCAGUCCGAGGCUAUGCGCUACAUUCUCCGCAUCCGGACAUGGCAGUACCGCCAACUCUCGGCCGUCCACAGAGUCAGCCGCCCGACCAGACCUGAAAAGGCUCGUCGUCUCGGAUACCGUGCCAAGCAAGGUAUUUCCAAUUAAUUAUUUCUUUUAUACAUUUAUGGCGUGCUCAUCGGCGCUCUAAAGUUGCUCUAAAAACCGUUUUCAGAAGAGUUUUCUUGCGUUUCAGACAGUUUUUUUUUUCGAUGAAUCACAAAAAUUUUAUUCAAUAGGCCGAUUUUUUUUUUAAAUGUGCAUGAUUAUCCUUGAUAAGAUCUUGGAGCAAUAAUCUCGCAUUAUUUGAAAUAUUAUUUGGAAAAGGCUCCUCACGAAUGCUUUCCACUUCUCAGAAAAAAAUUUUCAGAGACAAAACAAAGAGGGUUUGGUGCUUUCCAUUUUAGCAUCAUGUCGCUGGUCCUUUCUUUAGAUUUUUUUUUGUUUUUAUAAUAUUCAUUCUAGUGAACAGCUACAAUGUUCGAUGCUGGAAUGAACUAAUUUCAAAGCGGAAUACUCAUGCCUUGUGCAUCAUUAAUUUCUUAUGUCGUGUUCAAAGUAAUUUCCGCGAAAACAAAAUGAUCCUUGAUUUUCCAAAAUUUAGUUAUCCUUUUCUAUCUCUGACAGUUAUUCUAUAAUUUGCGGAUUCACUUUGAAUAAGGCAUUAAAAUUCAAAAUAUCAGGUUAGGUGCAAAAUCUAAUCUGUUUCAGCAGAGCUUUUUGAAUUUUUGAAUUCCUGACUUUGAAAUUUAUUUGUUCAAUCGAACGCAUAUUUUUUUAGGUUACGUUAUCUACCGUGUCCGUGUCCGCAGAGGUAACCGCAAGCGCCCAGUCACCAAGGGACAAACUUACGGAAAGCCCAAGACCCAUGGAGUUAACGAGCUCAAGAACGCCCGAACCAAGCAAGCUAUUGCUGAGGUAAAUUUUUUAAAAAGUUGUUUUUGUUUUUUUGAAAAUACUUAUAAAUGCUCUUCGGAGGCUUAUAUAUAUAUUUUUUUAUUCCCGGAGUUACAUUUUAAAAAAGGUUACUUCAACAUGUUUUUUUGUUGUUGUAGGUUUUCAAUGUAAACAGAUAUUUAAGCAAAUUAAAUUUUAUAUUUUUUCUCAGUUGGUUGAGAGAAUAAAUUGAGUUUCAGCCUUCUAGAUCGCUUAGAAUAUUCGAGAAAAAAAGUAGUAUUAAGAUAUAUUUUUCACAUUUAUUUGGAUUAUGAAAUGCCGUGUUCAGAGUGAUUUCGGUGAUUUUAAAAUUGAUUCUUUAUUUGUUCAAAAUCAUUUCGCGGAUUAGGGAAAUAAAAGUUCUGUGAUUACAAAAAAGAAAAGUUGAAUCUUAAAGCUAAAAUUUUUUUUUUACAGUGACUUUUAAGCGCACUCUUGAAAUUCAUUUUAAAAGUGCACAGAAAAUUUCAAAAUUGAGAUUUUUGCCCGUAAAAGUCACUCAAUUGGCGCACAUCGCGAUAUAUCAUUGCAGGGCAAAUUUUUUUCAAAAAAUAUAUUGAUAUCUGGUUCCGCCUAUUCCGCAAAAUCAUUUUAAACGAAAAGCGCGUCAGAUUUCAUUUAGCCGAAAUUGUUUUGAUCAGUGCAUAACUGUGUAGACUGCCACAGUGUCUGGGCAAGGUAGGCUUCACGUUGAAGCACUAACUUAAUCCACUGAUGGCUAGAUAAUAUUUGCAGAGGUAAUCCCUGUCGAUUCAUAGAUGAAUACUUCAGUUUCAUGACUUUGCAACAUGAUAAAGGGUGUAAAACUUCUAGGCUCGUGCUGGACGUCGCCUCGGAUCCCUUCGCGUUCUCAACUCGUACUGGGUUGGAGAAGACUCCACCUACAAGUUCUACGAGAUCAUCCUGAUCGAUCCCUUCCACAAGGCUAUCCGCCGCAACCCCGACACUCAAUGGAUCACCAAGCCAGUUCACAAGCACCGCGAACAGCGAGGACUUACUUCUGCUGGACGCAAAUCCCGAGGUCUUGGAAAAGGCUGGCGAUUCUCAGCCACUCGUGGAGGUUCCCAAGCCAAGAACUGGAAGAGGAAGAACACCAUCGUCUUCCACCGAAAGCGUUAA